Molecule: messenger RNA, 6855 nt
Organism: Leptomonas pyrrhocoris
Lineage: Eukaryota; Euglenozoa; Kinetoplastea; Trypanosomatida; Trypanosomatidae
Exons: 1
Coding region: 1-6855 (2284 amino acids)
Source: RefSeq, a predicted model, not a curated record
AUGCUUUGCGCAGUUGCCGCCGUCGGACUCUCAGAAGCUCAGCUAGCGAUUGUCAGCACCGACCCCACACUGCCAUUACUGGAUGUUCCCUUUUGCGCGGUGCUAUCUUCAGAGGGCCGAGGCAACUCGCUCUUCGUAUCGUCACGCCCUAGCUGCACGACGACUCUGGCAACCGCAAGCAGCGGCUGCAGAACGAGUGGCUGGUUUGCCUUUAAUGUGACGAGCGCCUCGGUAGGUGUUGACUUGAGAGCUCCUGUGGUUUCUGUUCCAGAGACAUACUGGUGUUAUCGAAACAGCGGUGACCGAGGGGUGUUGGUGGACCCGCUGCAGAUGAACGUGAUGCAGACCAUUCCUAUGCGCUACAUUACAGAUGAACUUGUCACGAUGACGUUCAAUACCGCCACACCGGUUGGCUCAACUAUUGCCUUUUAUUAUGCGGAUGGAGAGUGCAGGACACCGAUCAUUGGCUACGGAAAAUUCGUACUGGGGGAAAGCCGAACACUUCAGUUGAAAAUUGGAGCUGCCAACGUGGGUGUGUGCGCCAUGGUGGAAUCCACUGUGAGUGGGGGCACUAAUACGUUCAUGACGUUGCGCAACACGCUCUUUGGCGGGCCUCCAGUAAUCGUAACUCCCAACUAUGGUGGUCGCGAUUCGGUCGUCACAAUUAAUCCCAACAGUUACCUCAUCUACUACUGCGCUCUAUCCCGCAGCAGGACCUGCAGUGAUUUGCCAAAUCCGGCCAUACCGCAAGUUGACAAAACUGGCGCUCUUAUUCUUAACAUCACGCAGCCUCUUGGCGAGUACUAUUUCUGCGUUGCAGAGGGCAGAAGACUGUAUUACGCAGCAGCGAAUAUGUUCAGCGUAAUCGAGUAUGGCGUCCGACCGGCCUUUGCCUACGCGCAGCUGCCCACAAGAGUUUAUCCUUCCCUCAGCGCAAUGAGCAACAUGCAGGUGGCGCUUUUCUCUUCGCAGAGUUGCAGCGGCACUGCUGUGGAGGACUGGUCGAAUUUUGCGGAUGCGUUGUGGAGAAUUCAAGCUACAGGGACGUACUACGCGUGUGUGCGCCAGUCUCCGUCGUCGAAUGGGUACUAUGCAAACACAUUACUGGUGGCUCCAAAGCCAGCUGUGACAACUGAACAGUCCGUUGUGGUACGAAAUUUUGGGUUAUCUCUGACGUUUUCCCUGUCUUCUACGGAGAAGUCUUCCGCGGAGUUCAUCAUCAGACUAUCAAACGACAAGGAAUGCAUCUCGUUUUAUCGAAGCGCCUCAGUAACGGAUGGCAUGACUGCGAGUUUCGCGAUCGAUGAGAAUGCUGCGGACACGUUGUACUGGUGCUUAUCGAACCCCAUCACCAGCGGCACGGCUGACAACGGCGGAACAAAGGUGGUGGCGUACGCCUUUGUUGGCUCAAUUCCAGUGCGUGAUUUUCAGCUGAACUACGGUCCGCUGCACAUCAAUUCUACGGUCACUAUUUCCCUAGACACUGUAGAGACUCUGCCAAGUGGAGUGUCCGUGGCUUUCGUGCCUGCACCGAGGUACACGUGUGCGGACGUGACAGGAGCGGCGAAAUCUGCUGCUGUGAUGGCGACUGUGACGAAGAACAACACGUUGACUGACGUGAUCUUUCCUUCGGAGGGGCAGUGGAUGAUGUGUGCGUCGUUAAAAGGAAGCAGCAAUCCAUAUUCAAGGAUGCAAAGUGUGCACGUUUACGGCGACGCAACGGUGUGGUCACGCGAGAUUAUUCCUCAGAUGGAGACUGCGUUUACGAUAGGCAAUCUCCAGCCACUUCAGUCCGUAUUUUUAACAGACGACAUGCACUGUUCGAGUGUGGCAAACAUAUUGGUGUCAGGCGUGACAGACAGCAACGGCGCAGUGACUUUAACAAUGAAGAAAAAAAAUAUUCCAACGGUAGUCGUGUGUGCAUCCUACCGUGGAAUGCAAGAUGGAACAGCCUCCGCAGCUGUAACAAAGAAAGUGGCCUAUGCCGCGAGCACCAGUACACAAGUGUUUCCUACCGUCAUUGAGCUAUAUAGAAGAAAACAGCAGCUGCGAGUUGUGGGUGGUGGCGCACAUACUGUGGUAAACAAGGCAGUGCAUUUAACGUCUGCUGACAUCGCCUGUCCACUGUCCAUGACAGUGCCCAAUUUUGCUACAGUACUUCCUGCACUGCAGAGAGGCAGUGACGCGGACGUCCCUGUCACGACGCUGACGCUGAAUGACAACAUGAUGGACACCCGAUACCGCGUGUGUGUUGAGACAAGCAACACGUACGAAGAUGCCGGCACUAUCACAAUCACGCGUGUUUCGCUAACAGCAACCAUCACGUCCAAGAACGUCUCAUUUGUGGCUGGCCAGCUGGCUUCUUUGACGUUCCCUGCUGAUUACACGAGUGUUGCGUUGGUGGACAGCUUCGUGGUGGUGAGCGAGAUUGUGGACUGCACAAGUGAUAUAGGAAGUGUUACAAUGUACGCCAGUGGGAUUAUUAACGCGAGUAGCGGCGCAGCAGAUAUGUUUAUUGCACCGACUCCCCCCGGAAGUACGACGAUGAACCUGCGCGUGUGCGUUGCCCAACAGAGUUGCCUGCUGAACAACACCUUCGGCUACGUGGAUGGUGGUUUGCUGACCUCCAACGCUUUCACUGCGGUGAGCAAGUACGCACUGAGCAGUCUGAACGGCGGAGUGGCGGGGUGGCCGGUGCUGAGCUACGCUGCACUCUACCUGGUGAAGUGCUUCGGCGCGGCGUGCGGUGCAAACGCUGCCUCCAUGACUUGCAGCAGCGCGUGGCCGCAGUACCCCGUCAGCGAAAGGACGAAUGUCACUGCGAGACCCAGCCGUGGAACGUUCCUACUGUGCCAGAGCGUUUCGACAGCUUCCGCAACAAGGGUGGUAGGCUCCAACUCGACUGUCGAGGUGAUAGAUCCGUUUUCCAUGUCCUUCACAGAAAAUCUCACUCAGCUUGAGGCUUUCGUGAACUUUAGCGCCACUGUGUCGGGUGGCAACGGAGAGAGUGUGGAGGUGGUUGUGCAGCCCCUUUCCGUGCCCUGCGGCACCACAGCAGCCGAGUCGCAGUCCUUCACGUUUAUCCCCAACGUUCAGCGGACUUUGGCGGUCACGGACAUCGCUGGCUCUGAGGCGAUUCAUUUCUGCGCGAAGCCAAGCAGCCAAUACGCGGACGCCUUCGAGGUGAUGACGACAACACUGGUGAGCUUUGUGAGUCCCACGUACAUUUUGUUUUCAUCCACGAGCAGCGCCUCUACCGUCACCAUCACACUGGCCGGUACCGUCAGCCAGCAAGGGAUGCUAACACGAGAACGCGACUGCAACGUCAGCAUUCUGGGCGGUUCAGUGACAGACUCGGUGGACGGUGCUUUCACUUUUACAGUUCCUCCGUGCGACGCCAACGGUAAUCUGAGCACGGUGCACUUCUGUGACGUGUCCUUGGGCGUCGCCACGUAUCGCGGAUCACUGCUGAUGCUGCGCGGCGAUAACUGCUCCGCGAACGACGGCACGGCGUCCAUUAAGGCCGUUUCAGUGGUUGCCAAUACGCCCAUCACCGACUUUGGCGUGAAUACAAAGUACCUCGCGGUCUCCGGGAUUUCAAAGAAGGCUGAUUGCAGUUCAAAGAUCCAGACGAGCGUGGCAGAGGCCGGCUACAUGCCGAGCGUGGGCGAGAACGCCGUCUUCUACGUGUGUACAUAUCUAGUUGGAGCCCCAACGGUGGCGUUUACGACGCAGAAAGCGACACUGACGGUGCAAAACUACCGCGUGACGCCCACUGCAGCCCUCAGUCCGCUUAUCCUCAUCAACAGCGGAAUUGAACGCGUUCUGAUGACGCUAAACACUCCCCUGCCACCGGGUUACACCUUCUUUAGUGGUGGGGUCGGCUGCGCGAACAACAUCGGCGAUGCCCCAGGCUUCAACACGUCCGCUGCAAGCACCGUCUACAGCCACGCCAACCUCUGCGGAACGGUCUCGGUGUGCUGGCAGGGUGUGUGGACCAACACGUCGGUCGCCGUCGCACAGUUCGCAUCGGUGACCACGCCACACUUACAAAGCUCAACCGUGGCCGUCGUGCGCGGCGCCUCUUACAGCGCGACCUUCUCCAGCGACAGCUGCAGCCUUGAUACCACCACGGCAACAUCGUCCGCAGGGGAGAGGCAAGUGUACCUAUCGGCAGAUCAAUGCGCGUCCGUGUUGGAUGGGACAGGUGCGGGACUCGACUCACUGAAUUUCACGACAAGUGUGUCCAGCAGCGUGAUGACAGGCCUAUCGACGGCGAGCCUGUGCGCCAGCACGAGCGCGGGCAUGGCUAUCGUUCUUGCGGGCGUGCCUGUGGCGCGCGGCCAGGUGUACCCCGCUUCCCUCACCACUGGCAUGGCAGAAGCGAGUAUUUUUAUCCCCAGCUUCGCACGCACAGCCUUCUGGUUAACCGCAAGGGACACUAGUUGCAGCGCCACAAAUGCGCAGACGCUGGCGCCGCUAGGCUUCACGACGGACGCAAGCGGCUACGGGACGCUAAGUAUUGUGUCAGCAAACGAGCUGCCAUUGCCAGUGGGCGACUACUUCCUCUGCUACUCUUCUACCAGGUCUGCUGUGUCCCUCGAGAAGAUCAGCGUGGUUGCCCCAACUUUCUUUGAUGUGCGUGGCACGUCGUUCGUCACGGGUGUAUCGAGCAAGAUUAUGAUGCAGAAAGACCUGCAGACGUCCCACCUUCUUGAAGGCUUCAGCACCACCACCGACUGCAGUGCGCUUUCGACGGCGUACGGCUCGUGGACGCGGGUCUCCGAUACCGCCAUCGAGGUCACCGCCACGCGGCCGUCGAACAGCGGCACGUACUUGUGCGCCCGGGUGCCGCUGAACCUCUCCGUGUCGGCUCUGCCGAAUGCGUGGUCGAUCAUUGCGCGGAACCUUUCGUUUGCACCGUCUGUCCUCGUCCUCCCCCCUGCCGGCUUUGACAUGUGCACCGACUACACGCUGCAGAAUUGCACCGCCCCCAACGGAGGUGGUGAUGACCAGACCAACCGGCUGACAGUGGUGCCUGGAGACUGCUGCAGCAGCAGUGACGAAGCGAACGCUGUGGGCGUGGGCAGCAUGGCUGGCGGAACGUGCACACUACACUUUGAUGACGUCAAGGUGCGGCGCCAACCCGCGAACACCGUCUUUAGCCUCUGCGCGUGGAACACCUACGACGCCUCGGUGUGCGCGACGCUGAACUACGUGACGGUGAGCACCAACUGCACAGUCAAGACGACGACGACGACGAAGAAGCCCGGAGGCGUGAGUGGGGGCGCGGUGGCUCGUGCCGCGAUCGGCUGCCUCUUCGGUGCACUGGCGAUGGUCGCCGGAGUCGCCCUUCUCUGUUGGUAUCACCACCACCAAAAAGUCGAGAAAGCGGCGGGGCUCAAAAGGAACGUCGACGUUUACAGCAACGGAGGCUCCUUCUACCGGGGUGAUUACGAUUUGUCGGCUGAGUGGUCCGUCUUUCUGAACCUCCCCCCGGACGGAAACAACUGCGGACGGUCGAACCGGUUGGGCGUCAGCACCAGCGCGGCCGAAAUGCGGCGCGACGUCCUCGCCGAAGCGACGGGUGGCAACGAUGACGCGUGCUCUAUCGAUUCGCAUGGCGCGCCGCUCGACACAAACUUCAUGGACGACUGUGAGGAGCUCACGGAGAAGUAUAGAAACUUUAUAUGUGGUGCUGGCCCGUGUGUGGAUGCGGAGAGCAUAGGCGACUUCCCUAUAGAAACGUUCUUGCGUCGCACCAAGCUCGACACGGAGGCACUCUGUGAAUUGGCGAAGCUGCGCAGUCGGACGUCGGCUGCUGGCGACCUUUCACAGCAGUGGAACGACAGGGUGCAGCGUCAUGAGCUGUUCUACAGCAUGGAGCGCACCAACCCAGCAGCGAAGACCUUCUACCUCUUCUACGAAGAGCAGAACUGUCGCCGCGACGCCAUCGAGAUCAGCGAGGACACCGCCUUCUUCAACAUUCGAACGCUGUUCAAGUCAUAUGCUGCGAUGAUGAAAGCGCAACACGGUGUGUUGCUCGCGCCGCAGCCGUCAGCCGAAGACAUCCUUGAAGGCGUCUGCAGCGAUCAAAACGCUUCUAUACUCUCACCCGAUAUGGUCAACGAAGGAGGACGCGAUUACUUACUCGAGAAGGCGUUGAUCGCGACAGGCGCUGAUCUCCUGCCCGUGUCGCGGCAGCCAGCUGAGAAGGCGGAAGAAGAGACACCGGCGCAGGCGCGAGAGAGGGUGUGGCUGUACCGGCACCGACGCGAGCUGGAGUUCCCGUGGGUGACGAACAACUUUCGCACACUCGUGGGCUACCGCGAGGACAACGGGGAGCAAUACAACUACGUCGAUUGGAGCCUCACGCUGCUCGACUUGCAGGCCUUCCACCCCUUGCAUCGGUGGUGGUCACCGCUGCUGCCGCGUGCGCUGCCGCCCUCGGCCGACGACGCGCGAGACCCGCGCUUCGCCUUCAUGCACGCCAAAUCCACCGUUCCGUUUGUGAGGCGGUACUUCAUGCUCUUCAAGGUCGAGUUUACAGAACGGAUACAGAUCGAGACGCAGGAGAUGAUCGGCAAGGCUGCGAUCCAGAUGCGGCUCCGCUGGUUUGCGAAUCAGUUCGGUCUUUCGGAGAUGCUAGAAGAUGAACCGGGCCGUGAAGGUAAUAAGGCACGGUCCACAGGAAGCGCAACCGCGGCUGGUGGAGCAAAUCCGCUGAACCGCGACGGUGGCGUUGUGUGUGACAAGCUGAAGGGCAUUGACAGCGAAUUGUCUCGCAGCGACAUAGGCGUUGAAGUCGUGUCUACCGGAGACUUCAGUGAUGAGGACAGCACUGUUUUUCCGUGA